Molecule: messenger RNA, 459 nt
Organism: Aspergillus melleus
Lineage: Eukaryota; Fungi; Ascomycota; Eurotiomycetes; Eurotiales; Aspergillaceae
Gene: GRX5
Product: monothiol glutaredoxin GRX5
Exons: 3
Coding region: 1-459 (152 amino acids)
Source: RefSeq, a predicted model, not a curated record
AUGUUUUCAAGGACUCUAUUCUCAUCUACAAUCCGGCCUCUCUCCCGGCCGUCAUACGUCUCGUCGCCGCUCUCUACAGGCCUCCGGCUUCCCUCAGUCCUCCAUGCCCGGCUACUGUCGAAUGAAACGAGGUCCGCUAUCGAUAAAGCAGUUGGCUCUGCCCCGGUGGUCCUUUUUAUGAAGGGAACCCCUGAGACGCCCCAAUGCGGCUUUUCACGAGCAAGUAUUCAGAUUCUAGGAUUGCAAGGUGUAGACCCAAAGAAGUUUGUCGCAUUCAAUGUGCUGGAGGAUACAGAGCUUCGCCAAGGUAUCAAAGAGUAUUCCGAUUGGCCAACAAUUCCACAACUGUAUUUGGACAAGGAGUUCGUUGGCGGUUGCGAUAUAUUGAUGUCUAUGCAUCAGAAUGGAGACCUCGCAAAGAUGCUUGAAGAGAAGGGCGUCUUGGUUGCUGUCGAUUGA